Chrysochloris asiatica (Cape golden mole) is the source of this 2543-nucleotide messenger RNA. RefSeq names its product splicing factor, proline- and glutamine-rich-like. Gene Ontology annotation, cellular component: nucleus. Gene Ontology annotation, biological process: regulation of DNA-templated transcription. NCBI's taxonomy places the organism in Eukaryota, Metazoa, Chordata, Mammalia, Afrosoricida, Chrysochloridae. The record is from RefSeq and is a predicted model, not a curated record. Gene Ontology annotation, molecular function: RNA binding.
UCAUCCGCCAUUUUGUGCGAAGCAAGGUGGCCUCCACGUUCCCUGAGCGUCUUCUUCGCUUCUGCCUCGACCGCCCCUUGAUCACAGACAUGUCUCGGGAUCGGUUCCGAAGUCGUGGCGGUGGCGGAGGCGGCUUUCACCGUCGCGGAGAAGGUGGCGGCCGCGGCGGCCUCCACGACUUCCGCUCCCCGCCGCCUGGCAUGGGCCUCAAUCAGAACCGCGGACCCAUGGGUCCUGGCCCAGGCGGCCCCAAGCCACCGAUUCCGCCACCUCCUCCGCAUCAAGUACAGCAACAGCAGCAGCAGCAGCAGGCCCCAUCGCAGCAGCCUCCGCCACAGCAGCCGCCGCCUCCGCCGCAUCAGCAGCCGCACCAACAACCACAUCAGCCGCCGCCGCCACCCCAGGACUCUUCUAAGCCGGUCGUUCCUCAGGGUCCCGGCCCGUCUCCGGGAGUAGGCAGCGCCCCAACUGCCUCCGGGACCGCUCCUCCCGCCACUCCUCCGAAUUCUGGGGGCCCUUCAGGACCAGGUCCCACCCCGACUCCACCGCCGGCGGUCGCUUCGGCCCCGCCCGGGGCGCCUCCACCCACGCCGCCGAGCGGUGGGGUCCCGACCACUCCCCCUCAGGCCGGGGGCCCGCCCCCACCCGCUGGGGUCCUGGGACCUGGGCCUAAGCAGGGCCCGGGACCUGGCGGCCCCAAAGGCGGCAAAAUGCCAGGCGGGCCGAAGCCCGGGGGCGGACCAGGCCUAGGUGGUCCCGGUGGCCACCCCAAACCACCGCAUCGCGGCGACGGAGAGCCCCGCGGGGGUCGGCAGCACCACAUCCCAUACCACCAACAGCACCACCAGGGGCCCCCGCCCGGUGGGCCCGGCGGCCGCAGUGAGGAGAAGAUAUCCGAUUCGGAGGGGUUUAAAGCCAACCUGUCUCUCUUGAGGAGGCCUGGAGAGAAAACGUACACACAGCGCUGUCGGCUGUUUGUUGGGAAUCUACCUGCUGAUAUCACAGAGGAUGAAUUCAAAAGACUGUUUGCAAAGUACGGAGAACCGGGAGAAGUAUUUAUCAACAAAGGCAAAGGAUUCGGAUUUAUUAAACUUGAAUCUAGAGCUUUGGCUGAAAUUGCCAAAGCGGAACUUGAUGAUACCCCCAUGAGAGGUAGACAGCUUCGAGUUCGCUUUGCCACACAUGCUGCUGCCCUUUCAGUUCGUAAUCUUUCACCUUACGUUUCCAAUGAACUGUUGGAAGAAGCAUUUAGUCAGUUUGGUCCCAUUGAACGAGCUGUUGUGAUUGUGGAUGAUCGUGGAAGAUCUACAGGGAAAGGCAUUGUUGAAUUCGCUUCUAAACCAGCAGCAAGAAAAGCAUUUGAAAGAUGCAGUGAAGGCGUUUUUUUACUUACAACAACUCCUCGUCCAGUUAUUGUGGAACCACUUGAGCAGUUAGAUGAUGAAGAUGGUCUUCCUGAAAAACUUGCACAGAAGAACCCCAUGUAUCAAAAGGAAAGAGAGACCCCUCCUCGUUUUGCCCAGCAUGCAACAUUUGAGUAUGAAUAUUCCCAGCGCUGGAAGUCCUUGGAUGAAAUGGAAAAACAACAGAGGGAACAAGUUGAGAAAAACAUGAAAGAUGCAAAGGACAAAUUAGAAAGUGAAAUGGAAGAUGCCUAUCAUGAGCAUCAGGCCAAUCUUUUGCGCCAAGAUCUGAUGAGACGUCAAGAAGAAUUAAGACGCAUGGAGGAACUUCACAAUCAAGAAAUGCAGAAACGCAAAGAAAUGCAAUUAAGGCAAGAGGAAGAACGACGUAGAAGGGAGGAAGAAAUGAUGAUUCGUCAACGUGAGAUGGAAGAACAAAUGAGACGCCAAAGAGAGGAAAGUUACAGCCGGAUGGGUUACAUGGAUCCAAGAGAAAGAGACAUGAGAAUGGGUGGUGGAGGAGCAAUGAACAUGGGAGAUCCUUAUGGUUCAGGAGGCCAGAAAUUUCCACCUCUAGGUGGUGGUGGUGGCAUAGGUUAUGAAGCCAAUCCUGGAGUUCCACCAGCAACCAUGAGUGGUUCCAUGAUGGGAAGUGACAUGCGUACUGAGCGCUUUGGGCAAGGAAGUUCGGGGUCUGUGGGUGGACAGGGUCCUAGAGGAAUGGGGCCUGGAACUCCAUCAGGAUAUGGUAGAGGGAGAGAAGAUUAUGAAGGCCCAAACAAGAAACCCCGAUUUUAGAUGUGAUAUCUAGGCUUUCAUUCCAGUUUGUUUUGUCUUUUCUUGUUUAGAUAACCAACCUUUUAAAUUCUUGCAUUUUAGUAAGAAAGCUACCUUUUUAUGGAUGUUAGCAGUUUAUUGACCUAAUAUUUGUAAAUGGUCUGUUUAGGCAGGUAAAAUUAUGUAAUGCAGUGUUUAAAACAGGAGAAUUUUUUUCCUUUUUUUUUUUUUUUUUUUUAAAUGUAUAAUGUCCCCUCAAGUUAAUGGCAGUGUACCUUGUGCCGCUGAAUUUCCAAAGUGUACCAAUUUUUUUUUACUGUGCUUCAAAUAAAUAGAAAAAAUAGUUAUAAUUCUGAUCUUCAA